Calypte anna (Anna's hummingbird) is the source of this 1175-nucleotide messenger RNA. It is a transcript of the gene ALKBH2, whose product is annotated as alkB homolog 2, alpha-ketoglutarate dependent dioxygenase. Bases 1 to 717 code for a protein of 238 amino acids. Gene Ontology annotation, biological process: DNA repair. NCBI's taxonomy places the organism in Eukaryota, Metazoa, Chordata, Aves, Apodiformes, Trochilidae. The transcript is spliced from 3 exons. The record is from RefSeq and is a predicted model, not a curated record.
AUGGAGCGGUACGUGGUUAAACGCCCCGCCGGGGAUGCGGGAGGCGGCGGGGGCAAGAGGCCGCGGGCGGCGGAGCCCGUGUCUGGGAAGCCCCCCUGGCAGGAGAUCCGGGCCCCGGGUCUGGACUGUGACUACCGAAUGCUCUUCGGCAAGGCUGAGGCUGACGAGAUUUUCCGGCAGCUGGAGGAGCAGGUGGAAUAUUUCGAAGGUGAGAUGACAAAAUUGCAUGUGUUUGGGAAGUGGCAUGACAUUCCAAGGAAGCAGGUAACCUAUGGAGACCCUGAGUUAACCUACACUUACUCAGGUGUUACCUUCUCUCCUAAACCAUGGAUCCCAGUCCUCACCCGCAUCAGAGACCGUGUUGCUUUGGAGACAGGACACACUUUUAAUUUUGUUCUUAUUAACAGAUACAAAGAUGGUGAGGACCACAUUGGUGAACACCGGGAUGAUGAGAGGGAGCUGGUGCCACGCAGCCCCAUUGCCUCCGUGUCCUUUGGAGCUUCCAGGGACUUUGUUUUCAGGCACUGUGAUUCCAGAGGGAAAAAUGCCACGUGCCACAUGAAGCCCAUCAAACUGCAGCUGGCCCACGGGAGCCUGCUGCUGAUGAAGUACCCCACCAAUGUGUACUGGUACCACAGCCUGCCCACCCGCAGGAGAGUGCUUGCCCCAAGGAUCAACCUCACCUUCCGAAAAGUCAUGGCCACAGCCAAGAAGUGAAGGGUUCAGCAAGCAAGCACCUGGGCUUUUGGCUCUGAAAACAGCAGUUUUCCUCCCCAACAUAACUCUGCAUUUUUUAACUUGCUGUCCCUGGUGAUCCAAGGUACCAGAUGUGCAACUUAAACCAGGAGAGGAGGCAGUGUGCUUGGUAACCUGAUAACAAAGACUGCAGCCACUGACUUUAAAUGCCCGGAGUCUCCAUGAAACGUUGCUGUGGUGCCACUGAUUGGUACUAAUCAUGAGUAAAACCCUUGUACUGCUCAGGAGGAAGACAUCACCACACAUGAACAGCUCCUUUGUUAAAUAAGUUUGUUCCUUUAUUGCUACUGUACAGUUACAAAAAUACCUGAAGUGAAAACACAACUUCAAACAGCAGUGCAGUGGUUUGACUACAUUAUCAUACGUUUUAAAUAACACACAAAAUAAGACAAGAAUAAUCCAAACACAGAGGUGUCAUC